Messenger RNA from Danio rerio (zebrafish), 810 nucleotides. RefSeq names its product spermidine/spermine N1-acetyltransferase 1a, duplicate 1 (gene sat1a.1). The record is from RefSeq and is marked provisional. Gene Ontology annotation, molecular function: acetyltransferase activity; transferase activity; acyltransferase activity, transferring groups other than amino-acyl groups. Gene Ontology annotation, biological process: polyamine metabolic process; putrescine catabolic process. Gene Ontology annotation, cellular component: cytoplasm. NCBI's taxonomy places the organism in Eukaryota, Metazoa, Chordata, Actinopteri, Cypriniformes, Danionidae.
ACAGAUGAACCGGAGCUGCUGCAUGUGUGUCCGAGCAGAAAGCAGAUCUCAGACCUGUAGCUGAGGGUGAACCUCUGAGAAGCGGAUGAAGAAACAAAUAAUUCUACACUUCACAUACCGAGGACUAGUCAGCAAAGGAAAAAAGAGCAAGAGAAGAAGAAGAAAAUGGCCAGUUAUAUAUUACGGAAAGCCGAACCCAAGGACGUGUCUGACAUACUGCGACUCAUAAAGGAAUUGGCGAAAUUUGAGGAAAUGGAGGACCAAGUUAUUCUCACUGAAAAAGAUCUGCUGGAGGACGGUUUUGGAGAUCAUCCUUUCUAUCACUGUAUGGUGGCUGAAGUGGCCAAACAGCAUCAGAGCGCCGACGGUCAUGUGAUCGUUGGCUUUGCCAUGUAUUAUUUCACCUAUGACCCCUGGAUUGGGAAACUGCUCUACCUGGAAGAUUUCUACGUCAUGAAGGAGUAUCGGGGUUUCGGGAUUGGGUCUGAAAUCCUGAAGAAACUCAGUCAGACGGCGGUGAGGACGCGCUGCAGUAGUAUGCACUUCAUAGUGGCAGAGUGGAACACCACCUCCAUUGAGUUCUACAAGCGGCGAGGAGCGUCCGACCUCUCGCACGAGGAGGGAUGGAGACUCUUCAAGAUCGACAAACAGAGUCUCCUCAAGAUGACCAGCGAGGAGUGAAGCGCUCUGGAGGACCACCUGCUGUUCAGUUUAGUGGACACAACUUUAAAAGUCAUGGUGCAUCUAAACACAUGCUGCGUCCCAAUUCGCAUUCUAUCCAUCCUAUAUAGGAAUGUUCCAAAAAAAAAA